This is a messenger RNA of Botrytis byssoidea, 1113 nucleotides long. RefSeq lists its product as uncharacterized. The record is from RefSeq and is a predicted model, not a curated record. Bases 1 to 1113 code for a protein of 370 amino acids. NCBI's taxonomy places the organism in Eukaryota, Fungi, Ascomycota, Leotiomycetes, Helotiales, Sclerotiniaceae. The transcript has a single exon.
AUGUCUUCGAACAAACAAAAUCCAAUUGUCCCAGGGACAGUCCGAGCUUUGACAAACAAAUGGCAAGCUGGAGGACAAUCCAAUUUGCAGCAGGCUAAUCUCUCGUUGCUAGAUGCUCUUCCUGAUCGGAAUUGCAGUCUUGCAGCUCAACCCGCACCGGGGCCAGCUCUUGCAGUUGCAAUCAACCGAUGGGAGAAUCGAACCGCACCCACCCCUGCACAGCGGGCUCUUCAGCUAUUUAAUUCUCUUCCGGACGGGGAACUUUCCCUCAUUCCUCAAAGCUCCCAGUCAAAUGCGGUUGUUCGAGCUCGUCCAAGAUUAACAAGUUUUGCAUUUUCCAGUUUACCUCCAGAGGUUCGACUCAUGAUUUGGGAGUUACUCAUUCCGGCGCCUCAAACCAUCAGAAUCACUGACAAUGCGAUGAGACACAACAGAUCGCAUUCCCGUCAGAACCCGGCCAUCCUUCAUAUAAAUUCCGAAUCCAGAACAGAGGCUCUCAAACACCUCAAGCGACUUUUCGGUGGCGUCAAUGGCAAUGGUUAUCCUGUACAGUUCAAGUAUUUUAAUCCAAUUUUAGAUCUUCUUUACUUCGAUGGUGGCGGCACCCAGCUCUUUGCAUUUCCACCUACUAUUCUUCCCCCUGUUGCGGAUCUCACUCACGAAGCACCGAUGGCACAGAGCGACAAUGUUGUUUCCCUUCAAGUUGGUGAAUGGCAGAUGAAUCAAGCAGGGCCCGCUGCAUAUUUCCGAAACGUAGAAUGUUUGAGGAUUCAAUACUUCGCGUCUCGCUCCCCCGGCAACUGGUUCACACCCGCGUAUCCAACAAACACCGCAGGAAGGCAAUUGUUUGUACGAGAGAUACAUUUGCAUAUGUUUUGGGAUACAGAUACCACGCGCAGGUGGUAUAACACGCGACUCAAUGCCGGCUUAGUAAAUGAGUUCCUAGAAUCGAGAUUUUGCUUACGCGGGUCGAUCAGCGUGUGGUUGACUCGACUGGUCAAUACGCUAUUGACUACUUCCGCGACAAUCCCUUUUGAGUCAUUCCAAGCUUUACCCUCAUCCCACCCCACUACACAACCCGUACCUAGCUUCUUUACAUGCGUUGUUCUUUGA